Messenger RNA from Talaromyces stipitatus ATCC 10500, 1788 nucleotides. RefSeq names its product extracellular conserved serine-rich protein. Bases 489 to 1115 code for a protein of 208 amino acids. Lineage: Eukaryota; Fungi; Ascomycota; Eurotiomycetes; Eurotiales; Trichocomaceae. The record is from RefSeq and is a predicted model, not a curated record. The transcript has 4 exons.
GGAGCGCGCUCCUAUAUCCGCCGCUAUGUGUCCUCCUUACAGAUAACUCUUCGUUAGCACCGCCGAAAACCAACAUACAGAUUUGACAGGUACAUCUGCCGAAGUAUAUGUCCUAUCAGAUGUUGCAAGGGUGAGAUGUGUCAGGGAGCGUUAUCGAUUUCAUUAUUGAAGAUCGCCCUAUCGUCUUUCCCUGCCUGUUUUAAUCGAGGCAUAUGCAACGAUGGUCCGGUCAAGGAACUUUCUCAAACAGGUUCCAAGGUUGUUGUCAUUCACUGUAAGCCUCCAUCUCUCUGCUGCCUUUGGCCGUCGCCCCUAUAACCCUGGGUCCCUGCCUGACCCUUCCUCGUACAGAUGGUCGCAGAGGAUAUAAAUGACCUGAGCCCUCCGCCCAUCAUGAUCAACAUCAAGAACUUCCAUCAUUCCAUAUAACCAUUCACCCAUACAAAAACAACUAAGAGGCCUUCUCGGUCGAAAAUUUCAAAAUUAACAUGCAGAUCAAGCUUGGUACCGCUCUGAUGCUGGCAACUUCUGCCUCAGCACUCCAGGUUACAUCUCCUAGCAGAGGCGACAAGUGGGAUUUGACUCACUCAAACGAGGUAACAUGGGAUUCAGUCGAGUCCGAUCCUACUUCAUUCGACAUCCAGCUAGUCAAUGAGCAUGUCAAUCCCCCUGUCGUCAAGACAAUUGCCACCAAUGUCCAGACCAGUGCCGGUUCCUACUCAUUCAGCAACGUGGCUGUGGACAUCGGUGACGAUUACCAAAUCAACCUAGUCUCGACCGAAGCCCACAAUACCGGUAUCCUCGCCCAAUCCGCCCAAUUCGACGUCUCCAACGCCGCCAGCAACAACAGCAGUAGCAGCACCUCAACAGCAUCAAGCACAUCUACUACCUCCUCGUCAUCCUCCUCCUCGAGCACUACUGCUUCCACUGCUACUACUACAUCUAGCUCAAGCGCUAGUUCCUCUGAAAUCCGUACGAGCUCAAGUAAGACUGCUUCACUUACUUCUACUUCUACAUCUCCUAGUGUUUCAGCUACUCAUACAGGUGCUGCUGCUACAGUUCCUGUUUCGGUUUUGGGCUGCAUUAUGGGGAGUGUUUUGGCGCUUUUGAUGUGAGGAUCUUGCCGGUUUUUCUUGUCUUGCAUACGUGGUAUGAGAUUGGAUGGUAUUACUUCAUACAUCUCUGGCGAUCUCAUCACUUUACGAAUCUGCGGAAUGCUCUCCUGUCACAUUCAUUUACUUUUAUUCAUUAACAUCUGCUACUAGUGCUAGUCAGGGAUUGACAUUGCUUCGCAACUAAUACAGUCAUCACGGGCCGACUCGUUAAAAAAAUAACAAGUAUUGUACAUGACCUCCGUAAAAAAAAGAGACCCUGGGAAUAUCCGCCUUGAAUGUAGAAAAAGCCUGUGCACCUAUCCAUUGGAUAAUCCCCGACCUGACUCCGAGAGAUCGCAAAAAACAUGAAAGAAAUUAAAGUCGUAAUCAUACAUGCAUGAAGAAGAAAAGAGGUCGGUCCCCAAAAAAAAACAACAAAAAUCGUCGUAUCAUCACAAAAAAGCCGCCAAGAGAAAAGCCAAUGAACUUGAACUGGAGCACGACCAAAAAUCGUCGUAGAGCAAAAACAAUCCCGAUAAACAGAGAGCUGCCAUUAGUACUCGUCCGAGAAAUCUAUCACAUUCUCCAUCAACUGUCCAACGCGGAUUUCUUUUGUGUGAAUUACUUGACACGCUUCUUCGGCUGGUAUUGGUUCAUCAGCAUGACAACAUCAGACAACUCAUUGCGCAAAGUG